AUGGAGUUUUCCAGCGGAAGUUUCGACACGUGUCCCACAACAUCCGCAUCGCUCGUACGCAGCGCAGCCUCAACGCCGGCCGCACGCUCUUCGGGCGGCCCCAACUUAUCACGCGUAACUUACUUCGCGACUCGACCAGUGCUUCGCGAUGCUCACAACGGAGACCUCGAGGGGAACAUCGUAAGGAUUCUCUUGGGCAGUAAUGAGUCGUAG
Messenger RNA from Leptosia nina, 213 nucleotides. NCBI's taxonomy places the organism in Eukaryota, Metazoa, Arthropoda, Insecta, Lepidoptera, Pieridae. The record is from the annotation of a GenBank genome assembly.